Messenger RNA from Vigna unguiculata (cowpea), 1235 nucleotides. RefSeq lists its product as uncharacterized. Lineage: Eukaryota; Viridiplantae; Streptophyta; Magnoliopsida; Fabales; Fabaceae. The record is from RefSeq and is a predicted model, not a curated record.
UCUUCCACCGCCUCUGGAUUCGCGGCAUGAGCCGCCGCGUCUGCACCUCCUGCGUCCUCCUCCUCCACCCCUCCUCCUUCUGCCCCUCUUGCUUCCAAUUCUUCGAUCACCCUCUCUCCAACACCUCCUCCCACCGUUUCCUGUCCUGCACCAAAUGCUCCUCUCUCACUCACCUCGACUGUCUCCCUCCCCCUCCUCAUCCCUCCCCUUCCUCUGUCCACCUUGCUCUCAACCAAACUUCUCUUUCUUCCCCGAUUCCACCUCCCCACUCGACAAACGCCGCGCCCUCAUUCUCCUCUGCGCCUGCAAGGUUGCCUCCGCCGCCGCAUCUAAGUCUCUCGCCCUCGCCCGGACUCGAGUUGAGCGAACCGUCCGCGAGGCUGCCCUUGCGAGAAAGAGGGCCCGGGACGCUCUCGACCAUUGCUCCAUUCUUGACAAGAUUAAGCGCCUUGGCCUCGAGGGCACCCUUGAGGUUUCUAACGCUCGGAAUUUGGGAACACAUCAUAAUAAUGUUGUGUGUAAAAAAGAGGAGUUGAAUAGUUUCACAGGACAGGGUAAGGUUAAUGUUAAGGUACCUUCUGAGGUGCCGCCCUUGCCCUUGCCUCGCCCUGUAGUUAAAAAUGGGAAUAACGAUGGCAGAUUAUUGAAUCGAUAGAGGAGUUGAUAGGCCAGGAUUGUUGAUGGUGCCUCUACUAAUAUUUUGUAGGUGGCACUGGAAAACCAUUCAGAUUUAUCCAAGGUAGAAGAAAUGAUGAAUGCGUUCUAGAUUUUCUGUUGCGGUGGAAUUCUGAGGUGUAUUUUUUCUUGAAGCAUGCAGCAGAUAAGAUAUGGUUCAUUUUCCAUUGCGAUGUAACCUUGUAAAGCCUCCUUAGUAAUGUGAUUAUGCAAUUUAAGUGCUAAGCUGUAAUUACUUGAAGCAUAUUUUUUUUCCUCUUAGUAUUAGAUGCUAGUCCAUUCUUCUAUGAUCUUUAUUCUUUUUCUUUUUUACUUUCUUUCUUUAGUGGCUGAUGGGUGACUGCUUCUAUCAAUUUUGGAAAUUUUUUAUUUGGGAAUAGUUUGUACUUUGGCCAUAGCAAAUUUCACUGUGUUGGUGAUUUGCUAGAGUUGAUGUCAGGUUUAUGUUUCUGAUGGGAGUAGGUCAUACUCCUAAUAAACUUUUGAAAACAACGGAGUUUUCAUAGUGCUCUUGAUGUUCCAGUUUAAUAUUCAGGGUAAAAGUUAUGGCUUUUUUGACU